AUGGAGGGCGUCAGGGUAACCCACCAAGGGCUGAAGGCUCACACGCCCGAAGGUUCAGCGGGUCGUAUCACGCAGGCCGGGCUGGCAGCUCGCAGUCCAGAAGGAACUGCAGCAAAGGCCAUGGCCAUAAAAGGCCAUGAAGAUCUAUGGGUUGAGAUCCAGGCGAAUACGUUCCGAAAUUGGGUUAAUGAGACAUUAAAACCUGUGGAUAUAAAGGUGGUUGACCUGGUCGAAGAUUUAACAGAUGGGACAGUCCUCUGCGCCUUGGUGGAGGCACUCCAAGGUCGUAGACUUAAGGGUUGGAGUAAAAACCCAACCAACCAGCACCAUCGAUUGGAAAAUUGUACAACCGCUUUACAAGCUAUUGAAGAUGACGGGGUCAAAUUGGUUAACAUAGGAAAUGUGGAUAUUGUGAAUGGAAAUCUAAAACUAAUCUUAGGAUUAAUUUGGUCCCUCAUCGUCCGAUACCAGAUUGGAAGAAGCAAAUUCCCGCCAAGGAAGCUGAUGUUAUCUUGGCUCCAGUCAAGCCUCCCGGAAUGCCGUGUCAGCAAUCUUACGACUGAUUGGAAUAGUGGAGUUCUACUUUCCGCCUUGCUUGACCAUUGUAAGCCGGGAAUCUUCCCACAUUGGAAGGAAUUGAAUCGCCACGAAGCUGUCGAAAACUGUCGGAGAGCCAUGAAACUUGCCCACCGUGAGUUGCAAGUACCAAUGGUGCUGGAACCGGAGUACUUGGCUUCACCCUGGCUGGAUGAACUGUCUGGUAUGACAUAUCUGUCAUAUUUCAUGAAACCAGAUUCGUCAGGAAUGAAAUCCACCUUGGACUGGGUUAAUUCAAGAUUGGAGAGACCCAUUUCUAACUUUACGACGGACUGGAACGACGGACGUGUGGCGAACGAGCUGGUGAGGUCCAUGGGAGGUCCUGCUCCUCCGGCAAGUAAGCUCCGCAGAGACCCAGCCCGUUGGGAGGAGAACAACCAAAUGGCUAUAGAUGCUGCUAAAAAGCUUGGUGUUCAGCCAGUAUUAUCAGCGAAGGAUAUGAGUCAAAGCGACGUGGAGCACUUAGGUGUAAUGGCUUGGGCAACGCAAUUCCGGAAUAUUCCGCCGAGGCCGCCAAUCCACGACAUGUUGCGGGUCGCACUCGAUUCCACUUCGGGGAGAGUGGGAGAACCUACUUAUAUUAAAGUUCAGAGCGUAUCAAAAGACUUGUCAAUGUCGGAUGUAAAUGUGUUUAUUGUGAAUCCACUUGAGCAAGAAUCCAGGUUAAAGCUCGAUUCGAGAGGCGCCGGGGAAUUCGUACCGGAGCACGCUGGCAUGCACGAGAUAGUUCUCGUUGUUGAUGAUAUACGUGUGGAUGGGAGAUAUUUCUUCAGAGUACUGCCACGAUUGGUGUCGGUCCCGCCUCCUGGUAUGGCUCCUUGCGCCGCUGGGAGCCUGGUAGAAGUGUUGGUUAGCGCGACAGGUGCCCCACGUCGCCAAGAUAUUGACGUGACAGCUCAUUCGCCAAGUGGCAGAGCUGUUCCAUUAGAAGCCAGGCAUCCUCCGCCUUCAGCAGCUGGCACCACAGCAUCCAGCGCCACCUUCCAGCCCGAUGAAGCCGGCACAUGGACCAUUGCCAUUACGUACAAGGGCGAGCAUAUCCAGGGCGGUCCAUUUACAUGUGAAGUAUUCGACCCAGCGGGCGUUCGUCUCAGCCCCGGUGCGUUAGAAGGCGCCGAUGCCCUGAAACCACACUCCUUCGAAUUGGACACAAGUGGGUGCGGUGUCAAAGGUGACCUACAACUCGACAUAGUGCAUGACAAGCGAAGUGUUAUGUGUGCACUUGAGAAGUUAUCGCCGACCAAAUACAGGGCGACCUUCAUGCCGAAAGCUACGGGAAAACAUAGGCUAUAUAUAUAUUUCAAUGGUUACGAUGUUCACGGAUCACCGCAUGUGUUCCGUGUGGGGUCGAAGUCUAAAAGGCUGAGAGAUAGCGCCAGCCCCUCACCAUAUGCGGGAAUGUCAAGUCCAGUAACACGCUUAAGAUCAGAAAGUCCGCAGAUAUAUGAAUCGAAUUCGAGUAAAUACGGCCGACGCGAUGACUACAAAGACACCAGAGAGAAAUCAUUUGACGUCACCGACACAUAUUCAAAGAUUAAUAAGGACAAAGCAGAAAGUCCUUUAUAUAGGACCACUAGUCCUUUACGCAGAACGCCCAAUUACGAAGAACGUGACUAUUACAACACAAAAGACGCCACCGAUUCAUAUUCAAGAAUUAAUAAAGAAUAUAAAACAGAUAGUAACAGGACAACUCCCAUACGCAGAACGCCUAAUUUUGAAGAACGUGACAUUUACAAUAGUAAAGACGCCACCGAUUCAUAUUCAAGAGUUAAUAAAGAAUAUAAAACAGAUAGUAACAGGACAACUCCUAUACGCAGAACGCCUAAUUUUGAAGAACGUGACAUUUACAAUAGUAAAGACGCCACCGAUUCAUAUUCGAGAAUUAAUAAAGAAUAUAAAACAGAUCAUAACAGAACAACUAGUCCUGUACAAAGAGCAUCCAGUCCUAUACGCAGAACGCCUAAUUUUGAAGAACGCGAUUUAUAUAAUACAAAAGCCGCCACAGAUACAUAUUCGAGAAUUAAUAAAGAAUAUAAAACAGAUCAUAACAGAACAACUAGUCCUGUACAAAGAACGCCGACUUUUGAAGAACGUGACUAUUACAACACAAAAGACGCCACCGAUACAUAUUCAAGGAUCAAUAAAGAAUAUAAAACAGAUCAUCACAGAACAACGAGUCCUGUACAUAGGACAUCCAGCCCUAUUACGUCUAAAUAUUUGGGUUCUCGGCUCGAUAGUGCGCAUAGAGCGACCAGCCCGUUUGCAACUUCGCUAACCAGAGACAGCCCUUUGAAGCCUGCCAGUCCAAUUAACCGUGUCAGCAGUCCCACUGAGCGAUACAGCCCAGUGACGACAACAAAGAGGGUAGUUGAAAAACGUUCGAAUUACAAAAUGUACAGUUCGUACAGUGGAUCGCAAGACAACAUCGAUCACAGCCCUUUGUCAUCAUUGGAAAAUGAGCGAUCGAGGCGAUACGGCAGUCCAGGUGGAGAUGGCAAUGAAGUGGAUCCAGGUGGAAAGAACUACGGUCAAAAGAACUCGUGGGAUUCCGUGGAAAGAACAAGACAGAUGCUCACAAAAAAUAGUUUGGACACAGACCGCCACGGACAGGGUACGUUAGAACGUGAGACACAACGAAACACCCAACUCAACAAGUUUAGCGAUUUGUCGCACGACGCGUUCAACCAACAGUUGGAUCGAUUGGCCGAUGAAAGGGAAUCGGACACUUAUACACAUAAAGAGUUUAAACGCGAAGUUCGCGAGAGCUCCUACGUGGUUCGCGACUCUUCCUUCAGCAGUAUGGAGGAGAAGCGUCAGGAACAGCAGUCUUUUUUAUCCAAUAGGCCCCCCCGCGACCCUACCGGGGGGGCCAAUUCUGAGACGGACGCAGCCCAUGUUCGUUUCAGACAAAUUCAAAGGGAUAAUAGAGGAGCCAAAGGAAUAGUAAUAAAACCAUCUUACAAAGGAGUUUUGGGACAGCCCGUCGAGUUUAUAGUGGACGCAAGCGGCGCUGGUCCUGGUCAACUGGAGCUUGAAGUAUCUGGCGGUAAUGGAUCCUUAGUGGCCAGCUCUGUCAGGUCUCUCGGUGGAAAUCGAUACAAUGCGGCAUUCACGCCGACGGUACUCCGGCCGCAUAACGUACGGGUCACAUUUAACAACGAACAUGUACCAGGUGAGGCAAUUUAUUACUAG
This is a messenger RNA of Pieris macdunnoughi, 3789 nucleotides long. The record is from the annotation of a GenBank genome assembly. Lineage: Eukaryota; Metazoa; Arthropoda; Insecta; Lepidoptera; Pieridae.